GAGAGAUCGCUUGAAUCGUGUUAUUAUAGUUAGUGUUGGCUCACACUACCACAGUACCACGCCUCGGGCGCAAAAAACAAAGCUGCCUCGUAAACAAUUUACCAUCACCCGUCAUUCGCGACGCGAUACCUGUGUUUGGAUCAGUGCGUGUUUGUAUUGUGUAUUGUGUAUCGAAAAAAAAAGAGAAAGAAGACCACAUAUAUGUCUCUAUAUACCAUACCCAAGUGUAUACAUAUGCAACAAAAACUCGGUGUGUCUCUGUCUAUCUGCCUAAAGUGGUCUGCACAGAGCCGAGGAGAGUGAGAGAGAUCUAAAACUCCAGGCGAAAAUUGACGGGAAGCUGGGCCGAAGCCGUGGAUCACCACUGACCGGGUUCACACCGCGCUCGUUGCAUACACCCAUCUUCACCCCGGACAAUCCGGGACAGCAGUGCAGCCGUGAAAAAGUAAGAUGGCCGCGGCGGGAGCGUACGUACUCGUCGACGUCCCUUCUGCUGCUGCUGCUGCACUACCUACAUUACAAGCAUUGCCGUGUUCUCGGGUCACCAGCCAUCGUCGGCGUCAAUUCUAGAAUGACCUUCCGCAUGUCCACUGGGUCCCUCGCCAACCUGACCGACUCCUCCUCCGAGGCGAAGAGAUUAUUAGACUGGAGUUUGACAAAUGCGUAAGGACAGACCAGAUCUUUGCGACGUUUGGGUAGAGAAUAGCGAGCAGCUCUUCCAGAUGGACGGCGGCCCACGCCUGAAAAUUAUCGUCGAGACAGAAGAUGAUUACACGUAGCCGCGCCUGAAGCAAAAGACUGCUAGUUGUUGUUUUUUUUUUUUUUUUUUUUUUUUUUUUUUUUUUUUUUCCCCUUCUCAAAAUCUUACGAGUUAAAGUUUGUACAUAACGACCCGAUGGAUGAAAAAGUGCAAGUGCCUACAGUGCAGUGAUAUAAGUUCCGUGAAUGACACGCAGUGCCAAAGUUGGAGAGAAAACUCCUGAAAGCCCUUCCUUAGUUUUUGUUGGGUUUUGCCCCCCUCUUUGAAUUAAAAUUCAAUGUGUUGGGUGAUGGAAAGCUGUUGAGACUCUGAAGUCAACACCAAAGAUAUACAAUAAAUACUCUGCACCUCAAUUGACGUUUGCCGCAAGUUUAGGGUAAGGGUCGGUGGUGAAGCGGUGGUUGGCCGCCGAUGUCCUCGCCAGCGCGGCCCAGGGCGCCAGCAGCCGCCUCGUCGAGCCCAGGACCGUUGGUACGAGGAGAAGAAGAAGAAGAAGAAGCGGCUAUCGGGCCGGUGAGCUGGGACAGUAAUAGCGAACCGACGCUGCUGGGGCCACCGCGCUCCAGGAACAACGGCACUACGGAGUCGCUCGGUGACGGCAGUUGUAGUGGUAGCUGCGACAGGUACAACAACGGCAACAACAACAAUAGACAGAGCAUCGGCCGGACGUGGUGGUGGAGCGGGAAAAACGAGAGCAGCACCGGGUGGCGGAGGAGAGGAGGUGUGAGCCGCGAGAGGCCGCGCUGCAGGCACUGCUGUUGCUCUGCCGCCGCCAGACAGCCCGGCUCUGAAUGUCUUCACACAUACACAAGUCGUGUGUGGGGUUUGAAGCGACAUUGAGCGACAAGAAGAAAAAGUACAUUGACAAGGUGAAUGCACUUUUGGCCGGCUGGGAGCAUGUCACCAAUUACAUUGCCAGUUGCCCCGAGUCGACCCAGUCUCUCAUAGAAUGGGCCAACGAGCACACGCUCCAGCUGGUAUUGCGCGGCGAGUGGCCAAAACUCGCGGCGGCGACCAAGACCCACUUGAACGUGACGUUGCAGCGGUGCGUGGCGCUCCUCGGCCAGCAGCAGCAACCGGCGCCGGCGAAGCGCUGCCAGGACCUUAUCGAGCUCGUGCAGAAUCCCUGGGCCAAGCCGGCCCUCGUUAGUAUACUCAACGACCACCUCAACUCGGAACAUGAGGAGGAAGAAUUUUUCUACCAAGAGAAAGGUGAAUUAUUAAAGAUGAGGCUGAAAAUACUGUGCGAGGACCGCUGCGAGGACAUGGCGGUGAACCUCGCAGCAGCUUGCGUCCGCUCGUUGCGGCGUAACGAGCGCCUACGUUCGCUGACAGAUCCCAGCCAGGUGCACUACAUGAUUGACGUGUACGUCGUACUGCUUUACAAGCUGAAGCGCACCCAGGACAUUGUCGGUCAGCUGAAGCUCAUGGAGUUGAAGGACGGGUUGGAGCUCAUGCAGAGAUUGAGCGGGGAGAAGCCAACCAAGUACGGGACGGCCCGGGUAUGGCGCAACUCGAUGAAGGUCGCCGAACUGGUGGCCCCCUACCUCGUCACGAUGGGCAUGAUCCGGCCCGUCGUCGAGGUCGGCUCGGACACGUUCGAGCAGAUACUCAACUCGUGGGCCCUGCUGCACGCCAAGAGCAAAGACGACGACGGGGCUGCCAUGCUGCCCGGUAUCGUUAGGAAGCUCAGCGAGCCGGCCGAGAGCGCCCAACACAUUUACAUUUUUUGCGGCGUCCUCGCUCGCCACUUUGGCAGCGCGAUCAAGCCCCUGGUGAUCGAGCUCUACAUACGUGCCCUCACCUCGGACAUGAACGAGCUGGAGAAUCAAAAGUGCAAGGCGAACAAGGAAAAGUCCCAGGAGAUAGCCCGAACGCUCAGCCAGGAGUUCCUCAAGCUCGCCGACUACGUGCACGAGAGCGUCGGCAUAGCGCGCGAGUGCGUGCUCACCGCGUUCUCGCUGCACCCGACCCGGGAAUGUUACGAGCGUAUCAGGGAUUUGGCCGUCGCCUGUGGCAAAUGCAGCCGCGAAGAGAAGAUUGAGAUUAAGGUGGAGCCCGAAGACGAGUCGAGGAGUCAAGACGAGGCUCAAGCGGCGUCUACGGAGAACGGGAUGGGAGCUUCGAUGCCAAUGUCGUUCGACACGUUCACGAUAAAGAAGGAAGAGAAGCCAGAUCCCACACCAGCCGAGGAUGGUUCUUUGUCGCAACAACAACAGGCUGUCCUCCCGGUGAUAACGACAGAUUCGAUCGAGAGGAGGCCCUCCGAUAUGGGAUCGUUGGUUCAGAAAUCGUCCAUUGUCGACAAGAAGGGCCACCAGGAAGCUUUGAUCCUGAUAAAAGGCGACACUAUGACUGGUUCGGCUAACUACGACGAGAAAGCCGUGCCCAACCAGAUGCUGGACGGUGAGAAGCUGGGCGUCAGUCCCCAGGUGUGCGACGAUCUGGCAGUCGUGCUCAGCAGUCAGCGCUAUCACGUGCUCACUUGGUGGCUGGACUGGAAGGAGCUGAGCGAGCUCUGCGAGAGGUACUUGGAAAACGCCGAGGAGAUGCGCAACACGAACCGGGAGCUCAAGUACCUGAACAUCGAUUACUCGCAGUUCAAGGAUCGCCCUUACGACGACAACUCGGUCGACGACCAGUACAUCGGCAUCGAGAAGGGCUACGAGCGGUGGAACGACUCGGAUUAUUCAGAGUCCGAGGCGCACCAGCAGUCGCUGGCGGCUAAGGCGACGAGGACGCAAAAGAGAAGCAGGAACUUCGACGACAGCUCGGACACGGACAGCGAGAUAAUCUUGGCCACGCAAAAGCGCCGUAGGCCGAGGAAAGUGCCAAGGUUGGAGUCAUCGGAGAGCGAGUUCGACGGCAGCAGGCAUCGAAGGCCUGGGCGCUCGCUCAAGAAAAAAGUAAUACUCUCUAGUUCGGGAGAGAGCGAUAUCAAUACCCAGGAUAGUCAGAUGAGCGGUAGUUUGGGGAGCGAUGGUUUAAAAAGGACCUCGAAAAAGCUACUCUCGGGGGUUCGUGCUAGGCCAAAGAAGUCGGUGACCAAACGCAGACCCAGGAAAACGAAGCUCCCGGUCGACUCGGUCAAAAAAUUUCAUAUGCUCGUCAACGAGAACGUUCGGCCUGCCGCUGAGAGCAACGUUACGGCUGACGCGAGAAAUGGCAUAAUGACCACAUUGUUCUCGGUUGACACAGACGAGAACAAGUGCGAGACGAUCAUAGACGCCGCCCAGAGGAUAAUCUCCGAGAAGAGGAGUAAUCCCGAGGUCAUCAAGUCCCUGCGGAUGUUCAGGCCGCACGGCAAGAAGCUAUCCCAGAUCAAUAACGAGAAGGCCGAGCCACCGAUCGCCAAUGGGAUCCAGCCAAAGCGGGAGAACGGCCAUGUGGACGAGAACGAAUCCAAGCUCAAGAAGUUUGCUCCCAUGCUGAGUACCCUCAAUCUAAACCCCAAGAUUUCGCUGAGGAGGGUCGACGACAAGGUGCCGAAAAAAUUGUCUGUGCAACAGAAGAAACGGAAAAACAAGCAGUCGGUCGUCACUGCCGGUGAUCUCAGCAAUGAGCUUAGGAACAUCAAAAAGAGUAUACCCUUCACUAAAAGCGCUCUCACCAGCUUUGCUAAGCAGAAGGCACCGGCGAGGCGUCGCAAAACAGUGUCUCCGAAAUCCGACCUCGCCAAGUCACAGCUCACAGACAUACUGACGAAAACGGUGCCGGGCAUGCAUUCGAUGGAGUUCUCGGUGCUGCCUCGCGUACAGUCGACCGUCAACGUUGUACAACUGUCGCGCAACAAUUCUCAAAAUAGUCCCAACUCGGCCAGUACGACGACAGCCUCGGGUAAUACACCACCUCGUGGCAGCAGUAGUGCGAAUAAUCGGAGUAGUAGUACGAUACAGUUGCCGGGCACGCCGUCGUCUACGAGCGGGCACGACAGUGGCGUAGGAAUGAGCCCGGCAGGCCAAACACCACCACCUGUCCCCAGGCCAUCGUCACUUCAGGAUGUGGGCGAGGAGACGAAUCCACCGCCAGACACAUCUCCGAUUCAAGUUGAUUCGACGAAUACCGUGACGCUGAAUUUAGCGGAUGGCGAGAGAACGGUCGCUCUGGCUGUCCUAUCAAGUCCGAGAAUCGUCUCUAGUCCGUCGUCCAAAAAAUCCCCCUCUCCAUCGACAAAUAACACCAUGGAGCAACAACAGCAGCUCGUUCUUUGCAAACCAGAUGGCACGUACCACCUGGUGAGUCCUAGCAUCGUCACAGGCCAGCGAGGAAUCUUGUCGGUUCAAAAUUUCGAGGAUGGAAACAUUGGCUUUACCAGACAAAUACCGAUCGUAACCGUAUCCGGCUCCGAUGGCAAGUCGACUCAAACGCAGACCACCAGGAACACUGGACUACCGAAAUUUCAACAGGCGUUCGGCAAGACCAUCUGCGCCUUAUCAACAGAGUCCACGGUUGUUCCAUCAUCUUCGGCACCUGACGCGCGUGAUGCACCAGCUGGAGCAGCAUCCAACGUCCAACAGCAGCAGCCUCAGCAGCGCAUAGUCAACAAAUCAGCAGCCACGGUUUCAUCGAACUUGGCAAAGACCGUACCAACAACCGCGCAAAACGUCAGCCUUGCCAACAUUCCGAACCUCCAAGUGUCUCAGAGCACGCGGCAGAUUUUAAACCUCGUUCAGAGCGCCGUGUCGAGUAGCACCGGCUCGGGUGCUACUGGUCAAACGGUUCAGAUCGUACCGAACUCAACACCUGGUGUCAUCUACACGCACAAGAUUCCAGUAUCGAUAGCUGGUGGAAGCACCUCCGGCACCCAGUUGAUAUCCAUCCCGGCUUCCCUGUCAAAUACAAGGUCGCCUGUCCAGGUGAAACUCAAUAUCAUUAGAACGGCGCCCUUUCGUACUGCCGGAGGCGCGAUCCAGGUGUUGACUUCGAGGAUCCAGCAGCCCCAGCAAUCCCAAGCGCAACAACCGACCGUCGUUAGGUCUACGGAUUCAUUGAUUAAUUCGACCAUGGAUAUACCAAAUCAAGUAAGCUCAUCAACGUUGGAACAACUGCGAGAGUUUGAGAGUGUAUUGGAACAAGUGAAGGAGCGAGGUAUCAGCCAGUCGACAACAGCCGACACAACGACAGUACAGACGCAAACUCAGACCGUACAGAGCAACGCAAAGUCCCAGGGUCAGCAGGGUUCGGUCAAUUCGCUGACGCAACAGCUGCUCAUGCAGCCCUCACAAUCACCCAGCUGUGCCGUCGAGUUUCCCAGUAAUGUCAAUAUUACAUUCCAACAACAGCAGCAAGAGGUGUACUCGCAAAAGGUAUCCCUGAUGACGUCGACUAAGACGAACGCUAACUCUUGCGCUGCGAGUGGCGCAACCAACGCCUCGCCCGCUAGCAAUAGCACGGUCACGUACUGUCAGCCCGCGGCGUCGCCCGCUUUGAGCGUCACCUCGCAAAGCUCGUCGAGCCCCUGCGUCACCCCGGCGCCCGCCGCUACGCCCUCGCACACUCCGACGAGUAAAUCCCAGUCGUCUUCCAAAAGCGCGAAAAAAGCCGCCCCCAAGACCGUCAAAGCAAGUUCUCAAGUGGCAGUGAAAACGCCACCGAUGCCUAAAACAACCCAGCAGAAGCCCCAAGAGGAUCCCGAGACGACGCAGAGGAUAUACGCGAUCUUGGGCCAGUACGCGGAACAAUUGCGCAACUCGCCGGAUUUAAACAAUAAGCCAGCACCGCGCAGACGCUCGAACCCACCCACGAAUCCCAAUCAGACAUCCAAGCGCAAAAAGUCUGGCUCUGGCAAAUCAAAGUCAUCGUCAGGUCAGACUCCCGAGCCGAGCCCCAGCGCUGACGACCCUUCCCGUACCACGGGCAGCGAGGAUUCGAGCGGAGGCGGUGCUGGCAGCGGUAUCAUCAGUGGGACUAGUGGCUCUGGGUUGAUGCACAUCCAGGACAGCCCGUCGGCUAGCUUUUCCGCGUGCGAGGAGACCCUCGCUGGUGGUAGCAACAACAACAGCCAAAGUGGUACCAACGAUAAUGCUACCCUUGGAAACCCGAAUGACUCGAGAACGUCAAAUACGACGAGCGAUUCGAACGACGGCGUCGAUGUAACCACCAAGAGGCGGAACAUCAUAUUUUCCGAAUCGAGUACAGGCGUAGCAAACCAUGCGCGAGCCGUAAUCGUCCAGGAAGCAGCGGUGCAGUCGAAAAGUAUGGGCGAAGCUCUAGCCUCGGUUACGGGCAAAAUGACAACGGGAACGGCGGUUCUCGUGUCAGGUACGAACUUCAUGCUCCCGAUGAACUUUGUUAAAAGCGGCCAGCAAAUCACCGUAGUCUCGGGUGGCUCGAAACUCCUCGCGGCUGUUCCCGCCGUUCGCUCGAGCACCGGCGCCUCGGGCGCCGUGUCCAACACUUUCGUCCUCCAGUCGCUGCUCAAUCAGGCCAACAAGGUCAUACAGCAGCAACAUCAGAAACAGCAGCAACAAGCGAAACUGGCCCAGACGAGCCAGAUCAUUAUACCCCAGGCUGGGAGCGUGGUGAGGUUCGCGAGUGAGGAGCUUGGCGGCGACAAGUUCGACGAUUCGAGCAAGUCGGGCGUCGAGGCAAAGUCGCCGACGAUCGGGCUGCUCCAGCACUCGGGCGUCAUCACGACCAACCCCAAUAUCGGCCAGAGGAUCUUCAAUUCCUCGGUCGUGAAGCUGCCCGCGAAGGUCGAUAGCGCUCAGCAGACGCAACAAGUCGUGUGUCUGGCGACGCCAGCGAUCAAGGAGGCGCUAGCCGAUACGAAUCAGAAGGCGGCAACGAUCGCGCUGGCGUUCGCGUCGACUAAUGCGGUUGACGGCUUGGCUCUGCAUAAAAAGCCAAAACCCGACGACAUUCGUACGGCUGUCGAGGAGACGACCAGGCCGGUUGUUGUUAAUCAGAAAGAUAACUCCGAGCAAUCGGUGGUUGUCGCUGGUGUGAGAGCUGAUUCGCACAGUCAAUGCGAUGCCAGUGUCGAAGCUUCGUUGGGCCACGAAUCGACGUCACUAGUUGCUGCGACAGUACCGGCAACAUCCAGCCCAGUAGCGGCAAACUCGUCGGCAAGUCUAGAUGCCACCUCGCAGUUUCUCAUAGGCGGUGGUCCAAGUAGCUCUGAUAGCCAAGAGUCGGCCUCGUCAACGGUGCCAAGCUUAGCUCUGGAGAACAGCAGUUUGGACGAAAGCGCAAAGGUGGAAAACGGAUUGUUGUGCGGCAACGCACGGCUGCAGGAGGCCUGGGAUCCCUGCGAGGAACGGAAAACUGGCGAGUCGUCGCCCGACACCACGCCCUGGCGCUACAUCCCCACAAAUUGUGCCACGAUGGAGGUGGACCAGCAGCUCAAGGUACUCGGUAGCGACUCGGCCGGCACAUCGAUGAACAACAGCGUGCUACAGAUAAUCGAUAAAGGCCAGGGUGUCGAAAUGUCGAGCAGUGGCGUCUUGACAGCGGGGACGACACUGACAACGUCGACAACGACGACGACGACAUCGACGACGUUAACAACGAAAAAGUACUUCCACGUUGGCAUCAACAAUUCUGUCGUCGAGCCGUACCAGGGAACAAAAUUCACUGCGAUAGCGAAAGGUCCAAAGGUGUCGCAACAGCAGCAGACGGCAAGCCCGAGGACAGCCGCUGAGCAGGAGAAUCAGCAGAGAUUGAUGGAGCGUAAACAACAGAUGAUCGAGCGCGAGCUGAGGUUGCAGAAAAGCUUGAGCGAAGAAUGCGAAGACCUGGGGGUCGACGAACCCAGCACGAGUGACCUCUUUCCCGAGGCCGAUCUGCAGCUGUUUGAUGCAAAUCACUCACCUGCCUACGAUCACUUGUCCCAGGAAGCUACCUGCAGCCAGAGCCUAAACAGCUCCACUGGACCCAAGUCCUACGGCAACACAAAUGUAUCGUUCUUCAAGUCACUGGAUCCUGUUGUGACCUCGAGUGCUGGUAGUAGGGGCGCGAGUCCGGUAACGGCAGCCAUUCCGGCAGUCGCUGCCUCGACCGUCGAGCUGAAGAGGAAACCGCAGCAGAGGCGACCUGCCAGGCCGAAGGCUGAAAAUACCGCCAAGCGAAACAAGCGUAGCUUAGAUUCCGCCGACCACCGCGGCACAACCAUGGCUAAACAGCUGAGGCUGAGCUUGGACGACGCAUCCAACAGUUACUCCGAUCUCUCGCAACUCUCCCCAGCCGUCGUCAACAACGAUCUUGUGCCAAAGACUGAGAAAAAUAACGUUGAUAAAAAUCGCGAUGACAGGCCUAGUAGCAGCAGUAGCAACAGCAGCAUCAGUAGCAACAACAACAACAGCAGGCCGAUUGUCCUGGACGCGUCGUCUCGAUCGAUUGUUGGGGAAGUGGCUAGGCGUGCGGUACUUGGAUGUAACAACGCUGUUUCCUCGACGGCAGUUAGUUCUGGAGAGGAGGACGAGAGCUUGACUCUGCUGGAGGAUACCGCUGCCAAUAACGUGACUAUUCCGUCGCCGCUGUCGCCCAUCGCUGGGCCAUUGCUCAUGACGCACAGAUACACGUAUUCCAACAGCAAAAAGCGGAGCCUGCCUGUCCGACGGGCCAGCGACUUUUUCAAUGAUACGAAAUCAACGAACCUUAACUGGGGUAGCCCAACGUCGGAGCGAACGCGAUCGAGCUCCGACGACGAGAUGAACGACGAGGAAGAAAAUGAUGAGACGAGCAUAAUCAAGUCCUUUGUUUCGAAUUUAGAGCUCGAUGGAACGGAAAAUUCUAGCAUCGGCAAUGGUUUAGGACCCGUGAGUUCUGCGAGACCGGCGCCAUCGGUGAAGGUAACACCCGUCGAUCACGCCAUUUAUCCGGUUAAAAAGAAGACACUGUCGAUGCGAAGAAUCACCGUUAAUCACCGAGAAUCAAAGCUGAGCAGCGUUAUAACCGCCAAUUCUGCAACCAAAAGAUUGAAAACCAUCAUGCCGGGAGUAUCGGCAACUCUAACACCAGCCACGACCACCACUAGCGAGAAUGAGUCGUCGAGUCCGGUGCCCGCAGCUGAUAAAAUAUACGACAUGAACCCGUCGGACGACGAAGCCUUGGCGACAGCGGCUAUCGGUAACUCUAGGUUCAGUGGAACAGCUAGCCCGAUAGAUCACUGCUCCACCGCUCGCAGAUCAAGCUUACGGGGACACGUGAAAAAGGGCUGUGGCUGCUGCAAUGGCUCGCCAGAACGGGCCAAGCCUAAAAAAAUUAUGAUGACUAAACAGCCGCAAGUACAGCAGCUGCAGCCUGAUGGGAGUGCAGCGGGAGCUACUGUUCCUGUGACGCCGACCGCUAAAUUGAAGAAAGCUCCGAUGAAGCAGCUGCAGCAGCAGCAGCAACAGCACCACCACCAGCCAAAUCAGCAGCAGCAGCAACAACCACACCAACAACAGCAGACCAAACAGCUUACGAAAAAAAGGUAGUCUUAGCCUCAACGUGUCCGCUGCUACUGCUGUAGAUUCUCCCUUGUUCGCGAGACUCGUUACUGCUUUCUCGUUGAGGCUUCUUUGGUAUCACGGCGGCAAGUCUUUGUUUUCUGGUCGUUCUUGUGGAGCUUUCCAUCACUUUUUUUUGUGAAAGCAACGCAUCUCGUUAGUUUAUUUGAGGAUGCCUGUUUUUCGGCUUUCGGUGACCUUUGCAUUUUCAAAGAUUCUUACCGAUGAAUACCUCAAAGUGUUUAAUACUUGGCAUCGUAUUGUGAAGCUUCGAUUAUUUAAUGGAUAUACUUGUUAAUCAACCAUGUAAAUCUGUCUUUACGCAAAUGUAUCUCAGAAGCGUAUUUACACUGUUAUCUAUUGAAUUCUUAAAAAGCAUUAAACACUUUUUUUUAUUCCAUCAAAAAAAUAGCAAUGUCAUCGUUGCAAAGUUUUUAAAAACAGCAUUACUCGUAUCACCUAGAAUCAUGUCUCUCCUUGAUACUUUGAUGUAAAGGAUCUCCAGUGUACAUAGAAAAAAUAUUAAUGAAUCGUGUAAGACGUAAAUUCAUUUAAUGACGAUUAAAUGAAAAUCUUGGAAAGAGUUAGAAAAAAUCAGUAGAAACGAAAAUUUUUAAACUAUACAUACAUUUAAAAAAAUCUAGGCUUACGUACGUAUGUGUAUACAGUCAUAAAUUAUUAUAAAUAAAUGCGCGCUAGUGCGUCAUCCUUUUAAAAAGUAAAACCAAGUUUAGGUGUUUAACGAUUUAUUAAGCAUUUAGGCGACAAUUAAACGAGAACAGUCGACAAAUAGUACGAAACUUUCUCAGAAUAUAGUUAACAUUAACUUGUGAGCGACAUGUAAAACAUAAUUUUGUAUGUAUCGUGAAAAAAAGUUUUGUUACUAAUUCAUUUUAUUAGUAAUUAGAUUAUUUUUUUGUGAGUUAUAUAAUAUUUAUUGAAAAAAGCUGGUUUUGUAAAAUGAGAACUAUUUAAAUGUCAAAGUAUUCUUGACAUGAUUGGACAUAAUGAACUUGUAUGCUUUGUCUUUCAUAGAGAACGAAGUGAAUAACUGAAUGUGUUUCAAGAUAUAUAAAUGCAAUCUAGUCAAAGGGAUGAGUGUUGAGAAACUGCUAAUUUGUAUGUGUAUCCAUGCAUAUGCAGGCAAGUUCAAGAUUUAUUUAAUAAUUCGUACAAACGAAAAUAUACGUAGAUAGAUAGAAUAUGUUGUUUCGUUACUGAGGGAUGAAUCGAAAAAUUUGAGCUUACAUAAUUCUCAGCCCUUUUCUAAAAUCACAAUAUCUUGCUGUAAUGACCUUUCUUUAGACAAGAAUUGUCAGGAGUAUAUUGGUAGCCAUUCAACGAGGAUUUCAUUAGCCUCACGAUGAUGAUGAUGAUAGCAAGUGGUCUCUUGUGUGUAUUAUGUGGUAAAGAUUGAAUUUCGUUAUUUUUAUAUACCGACUUUUUUCAGUUUUUUUUCGUUAAUGCUAAGAAAACGGAAAAGAAUUAGCUUCAACCUCUAACUGCAUCACAAGUUAUUCUUUUUUCUGUUAUAUCGAGAUUAUUUAAUUUAUUUGAUUCUAUUAUACUUAACUUUUCU
Molecule: messenger RNA, 11770 nt
Organism: Copidosoma floridanum
Lineage: Eukaryota; Metazoa; Arthropoda; Insecta; Hymenoptera; Encyrtidae
Source: RefSeq, a predicted model, not a curated record